AGAUAUGAAGCAUAUGGUUUAACUGUUUCCGAUACUCAAAAAAACCCAUCUGAUCUUAUAGGAUUUUGGAUUUGUAUAUAUAUCUCCGUUAUUCCUUUUUUUUCUAAUGACUUGUUGACACACGUGGUAGCAGAGAGAUUUAAGUAUGGUAAUCUUGUAUUCAUUCAUUGUAGAACAGGUCAUGCUGAAUGGAAGAGAUCUUUGAAAAUUAGUGUAAGCAGAGUGUACCAACUUUUCAGACACAGCGAUGCAUUUUGACGAACUUUUGAAAGUAUUGGGAGAACUUGGACACUAUCAAAAGACCCGUCUGUUCUUGAUAUGCCUUGUGUCCAUCGUGUGCGCUUUCCAUGCAAUGAAUAUGGUAUUUGUAGGCGCAAACCCAAAGAAAAAAUGUCAGAUUCCGUACGUGAAUCUGUCGUCUUUCGGUGCUGAAAAUGUGACGUUUGAUAGUUGGAUCUCCUUCUUGAGAAAAGCAGACGAAGACGCAUGUGAAAUCUACAAUUCAGACGAACUUCUUCGUUAUGUUACUAACGGGACAUACACAUUCCAGGAACUUAUAUCCUCACAAACAAAUGUUUCUUUUAGCAAGGAAGGGUGUAAAGACUGGGAAUUCUCUCGUGAUGUUUACGGACCUACAAUUGUAACUCAGUUUUACUUAGUAUGUAAUUCAGCAUGGCUGCGGAGUACUUCCAAAACGCUGUACUUUUUCGGCCGGCUCCUCGGUGCCGUUAUUUUUGGUCAGCUCUCGGACAUAUUUGGUCGCCGUCCUAUGUUUUUUGCUGGGUUGCUGAUGUUGCUCAUUGUGGGCUGUGUUGCUGCUGCCUCUCCGUCCAUGUUUGUCUUCAUUCCGUUCUAUAUUCUCCAGGGAGCAGCCCAGACCGGACUCUUCUUGGUUGCUUUUACAAUGUGUACUGAACUGGUUGGGCCGAGUUACCGUGUACUAGCUGGAUUUUUGGUACAGGGUUUCUACAGUAUCGGGUACAUGGCCUUGUCAGGAAUUGCUUAUCUCAUCUACGACUGGCGAUACAUAGAACUUGCCAUUACGGUACCUGUGGUACUAUUUUCCGUUUACUUAUGUGUACUUCCUGAGUCCAUUCGAUGGCUGCUUUCUAAAGGCCGAGAGGAACAAGCGAAAGAAAUAAUUAAAAAGGUCGCCAAAACCAACAAGGUAACAAUCACAGAGAGCAUGCUGGAGGGACUGGGUGUGUCCAAAGAGAAUCCGAAAGAGGUCAUAGAUGACAGGAAGUAUACAUUCGUAGACCUUUUUCGACCCUUCAAAAUGCUGACCCUUUCUCUUAACGUCUGGUUUAACUGGUUGGUUAACGCCAUGGUGUAUUAUGGACUGGCUCUGGGGACAGAUAACCUGGGAGGAGAUCCCUAUAUAAACUUUAUGAUAGCAGGGGCUGUUGAAAUUCCCGCCUAUAUUAUGUGUGUAUUAUGUCUAAAUCGAAUUGGGAGGAAAAAACCAUUGACCAUUACCAUGAUCUUCGGCGGAAUAAGUUGCAUAGCAUCGGCUUUUAUACCGAAAGAUCUGGUUGCUCUAAAAGUGACGUUAGCAAUGUUAGGGAAGUUUGGUAUAACAGCAUCAUACGCUAUAAUCUACCUCAUGGCAGCUGAAGUAUUUCCUACAGUAGUUAGAAAUAUUGGUAUGGGGAUUUCGUCAAUGUCCGCCCGUAUAGGGGGUAUGUUAGCUCCACAAAUUUUAGAACUAGGAGUCUUAUGGGCCCCACUCCCUCUUCUCGUGUUCGGCGUCCUGUCUGCCGUUGCUGGUCUAUUGGCACUAAUACUUCCGGAAACUAAUGGUAGACCUCUUCCACAGACCAUAGAUGACAUCUUACAUCCGGAUAAACUAAAACAUCGAGAAGAUAUGACAUUAGAUAUAAUACCAAACGAAAAGAAAGACUCGGAAGAAAGAGUCUGAUCGGUUGUGCAGUGCCUCCUUUUAUGCUCAGUGUCAUUCCAGGGUUACAUUGUUCAAGCUUUAAAGUUUUUUUUUUUAAAUUAGAUAAAUAUUUUUGAUGUGCAAUGUUAUAAAUUAUUCUACACUGUAUUGUACGAAAUGGGACAUUUGAGUCGAUUUGCUUCCUCAUAUACUGUAAAUGUAUUAUAUUACACGAUAUUUGGUGAAAAUUGAUUUUUAAACAUGUUAGCGCAGAUUAGAUUAGCGCAUUUAUGUGUUAAUGUGCAAGACAUUUAGCGUUGUGCUUGAAAUAGGCUUUAGGCUUUCCGCCAAAGGGGUAUAAAAGAAUACACAGCCAAAUGUAAAUUUGAGUAAAUUUUUAAACCAACGUGUAGCAAGAUUAUAUUUAUCUUUUAUUUGACCCAUUGAUGAUGCCAAAACCAUUUGUUCAAGUAUUUUACACUUUAACAUUUUUAUAUUGUAGAAUUACUAUGAAAAGUACAUUUAUUUUAAGAAUAUAUAAUUGUGUCGAUGUCAGGAAAUAAAUUUUCGAGCCAAGAAA
Messenger RNA from Saccostrea echinata, 2462 nucleotides. Its product is annotated as organic cation transporter protein-like. Gene Ontology annotation, cellular component: membrane. Gene Ontology annotation, biological process: transmembrane transport. The record is from RefSeq and is a predicted model, not a curated record. The transcript has 9 exons. Gene Ontology annotation, molecular function: transmembrane transporter activity. Lineage: Eukaryota; Metazoa; Mollusca; Bivalvia; Ostreida; Ostreidae. The coding region runs from base 248 to 1921 and encodes 557 amino acids.